GUCAAUCAGCAGAAUUUCAAAAUGAAUCUUCAGUUGUUUUUCUACUAGCAAAGAUGCAAUUAUAUUAUCAUUGCUUGCUAUACUUACUAAUAAUAACAUCAUAUGCAGUGCGUUGUGAAAAAGUAACCUUCAAAAAUGUAACCUUUAAAGGUUAUAGCUUGUACACAGAAAAAUUCAAGAAAACGAUUUCUUCGGGGAGCAGUUUGAAGGAUUAUCUGCCUGAAACUACGUUUGAUGGGAUAGAGUUCAAGGACCAGAAUAUACCUGUGCUAUACAAGGAUUCAUUGGCAGACCUUCAUGGACUGGAUGAACUGAAAAUCGAAUCUUGUGGUGUGGAAGAGGUACAACCUGGUUCAAUAAGAAAUGCACCAAAUUUGUUUUGGUUAAGUCUAAAAGGCAACCGAAUAAAGGAAAUCAAGGAAGGAGUAUUCGAGGAUUUACCUGUAUCGAUGUUGGAUCUUAGUCACAACCUUUUGACAACUAUUGACAGCUAUGCAUUUGACGGAGUGCCUCUCUUGGUCAGUCUCGAUCUAGAAGCUAACCAAAUAAGCACCUGGAAUCGAAGAUACGGUGUCAGAGACAUCAAAGCAAGUGGCGGCAAAAUAUUUGUCAAAUUGACCUACUCCCCAAGAGCAGCGACGUUAAAGCGACAAUUCGGCUUGCUGCCUAUCAAAUAUCUCCGAACUAAAUUAGAUAAAGAUGCAGAAUUCCAAGUAUUAGAGCGAAUAGUUAAAAAAUAUAGAUUCAAUUUAUUAGACGAGCAGUUAGAAGAUAUUAGUAGGCAGCAAGCGAUACAGGAUCGACCAGGGACAAGUGGUGGUGGUGGGGGUGCAAGUAUGCAGAAGAAGAGAAAGUUGUAUCUAGAACCACCUGUCCUGCAACAUGUGGAAGAGGAGGAGAAGGAGGAGGAGGAGGAAGAGCAUGUUAUUCACAGAAAAAAAAACACACACACACACACACUGUGUCCAUUCAAUACAAGUUCAACAUAUUUUUCAAAAAACUUUUACAGUACUAUUUAAUGGAUUAUAUUUUACAAGACAAUCAUGUAAUAUCAGACAAAAGGUGGUAUAUUUACUGCCGUUUCAAAUUCCAAUCUAAUAUCAACAGAACCCGAUUUUAGUGUCUCGUUUUGCCUACUACAGUCAAUAACAAAAAGCGAGGUUGCAUCAAUGAACUGUUUCAAGUUUUGACACGGCUCACUGGAAUUUCUAUAAUAAUAAGACUGCUGAAAGUUCACACACAUUUCAUACAAGAUACUAAAAUAAUUUCUGUUCAUAUUAAAAGUUACAUUGUCAUAUGGAUAAAUUUCAGAAUUCAAAAAUAAUAUGUUGCUCAGGUUACAGUGAUCAAAGUGACUCAAGUGUUUAGUCAGCUGUCCUUUCCGAUCAGUUUGAACAGCAACAAUAACGAAACGUGGCUUUUCCAAUUGAUUGGUAGCCCUGACAUUCCAUGUAUGUUUAUUUGUCUGUUGUAAAACGGGGUACUCAUGCAACUCCCAACUCCUGAAAGCUAGUUGUAAGUCCCUUCCUUUCUCUAUGUACUUCAUAAGGUGUAAUUCUUCAGUAUCUGCAACUUGAAUGUGUGUAAUUCUCCAUAGUAUUCUGUACAGAUCUAAACGAGGUUUCUCGCCAGGUGUUGUCGUUACAAUUGCAUUCACAUCCGUGGAGCUUCUUAUAAGGACCAAUUCCUGUCUAAUGUUGACUAGUACUUUUUAAAGUCUUCAAAAAACCCAUGAGAUUCUUCAGUGAAAUCGUUACACUAAAAUAACCUUCACUGUUCCGUAUUUCGGGUAAUUCUUGAUGAUUCCAGCCUGCAUGUUGGUAACUAUUACCUUCAUUGUUUGUGAAAGAUACCAGUCCAUUAACGGUGCUUGUUAUACCAGGAUUGCGAACUCUAUCAACAACUAUACCUCCAAUUUCAUAUCUUAAUUCAUCAAAUAAAAAUGACACAAAAUUAUUGACAAGACACAAUGUUGGUGACCAUUUCUUCUCCUUUGCCUCUACUAAUCUUCCUUCAAUGUACAGUGAGCUAUUACAAGGUAGUGUAUAGAUAUCUUGUGUUUGUAUUGGUAUUCUUAUUUCAUCUGAAUUAUUGAAAGUUGUAUUAGCGUAUGGUGGAUGGCUAUGCAUUUCACAAUUGGUAAUUGAAUUAUCCAUAAGAAUAUUUUCACCUAUGUUGAGAAUAUUAAAGUUCAGAGUAGAGUGCUGAUUUUAUGCGAAGUAUCAAUUCAGCAGUGCUGGUGUUGCUGCUGCUGCUGCUGCUAUUACUAUCACUAUUGACCGUUUGUUCUUGAUAUGCGUCAGCCACACUUAUGCAAUCACCUUAAAGCCAAGCCACUGUAGAAAUUGUAUAUUUUCGGAUGUUAAUGCCUUGCUUCCUUGUUUACUACUAACUGUUUUACCAGCAUGAAUUUGUUUAUUAAUAGUUGGGGUUGAUCUAUUUUGACCUUUAUUCUUGUUGUUGUUGUUGUCGCUGUUAGCUGAGCUCAACGGUACUACAAUGUUAUAAAGGAAUACCAAACUAAAGUUCUUUUAAAUGUACUCUUAUCGUUAUCACUUCUCCUUUAAAAUUAACCAAAUUUCCGUCUUGAUCCACUACUUUAAGCACUAUUUCAUCAAUGUAAUGGCUAUUUAUUGGUAGAUAAAUGAUAUUUGAUACUUUUUCUAUUAUGAGAGAUCGACUAGGUACGUUAGGGUAGAACGUAUGCAGCGUGUGAACAGCAUGAUCAUUUAUAAAAGAAUUCGUUAUCAGAUUACAUUCCACACAUAUAGACUUCACUUUGGAAAAAUUUAUAGGAAAAUCUGAGAUGUGUAGUUUAUGUGGACUCAAUUUUCUCUUACUAAACCCUAAUAACUCACUUAUUGUACCAUCUUGCUCAAAAUCGAUGAGUCGGUUAAUUUUAAUUUCAAACCAUAACGUAUUUAAAUUAGUUCGCAUGUAAUGUUGUGUGUCAGGCUGUUUAUCAUCUUUGACAAUUGCAUUUGAACUUAGAGAUGGUUUUUAUUUUUGUUGUGGUUGUUGUUGUUGUUGUUGUUGUUGUGGUGGGGACAUCCUCCUUUUUUUAUUUUGUUCACCUACCCGUGGUUUGAUUCUCUCUUUAAUAAAUUCUAUAGUGUCUUUGAUUUCAUAGCUACCUUCAGGUACUGUUACAACCUGAUCAUCAAUAUGAAACUUAUUAUUUGUUAUAUCUAUGUUGGGUAUUGUGUUUAAAGUUAAAAAAUCAAUAGGACCUAAAGCGUACGUUUUACUAUUGUCGAGUACUAUAGGUGAAUAGAUUUUAGCUGAUAACACAGACUCUCUACCAGAUAAGGUAAAUGUAUACAUUAUAUGAACCGAUCAAUGGUCGUGAAUGAAAUAAACAAGUGUUAUUAUGGUAACCAGUAUUUAUUCACUUUUCAGAAAACGUAAACACAAUUGACC
Molecule: messenger RNA, 3420 nt
Organism: Acanthoscelides obtectus
Lineage: Eukaryota; Metazoa; Arthropoda; Insecta; Coleoptera; Chrysomelidae
Source: the annotation of a GenBank genome assembly